AGUCACUUCUUUUGCCAGAUUUAUAAACUUAGCUGUUCAUUAUAUAAUACCUACUUUGUACACGAGGCAACGAGACAGUAAAUUUAUUGUCUAUGAGUCGUUACCUUGAAAAAUUACAUCAAUGCAAAGUGAUUGCCUUUUAGCCUCUAUAGCCAAUACAUUUGAUUUUUUUUUUUAUUUUAGAGGGGGUGGUAUGAGAUCAUAGGAUAAUAUAUAUAGUCGCUGAUCACAGAAUGAGAAAGAGCAAAUUGCAAGUUCUGGACAAGAGAAGCCGAGGAGGAGGACUUCUGUCUCUUGCCAGUCAUGUACAAGCUGGCUUCCUGCUGCCUGCUUCUCAUAGGAUGUUUGAGCCCUCUCUUCUCUCUCCCUGUCCUUGACUCCAGGGAGCAGCCCUUGCAGCUCUCAGCCCCCGAUGAGGAUUCAAGGUCAGCCUCGGGCGAACUGGAGAGCGUGUCCCUUCUGCAGAGGCUGCCGGGGCUGCUGGGCGCAGUGAGAGGCAAUGGUCUCAGCGAAGCAGAUCCCAGCAUGAAUGUUUUUAACACAAGAGGAAGUAUGAGAAAGUUUCAGGCUUUCUCUGGACAAGAUCCCGACAUUUUACUGAGUCGUAUUCUGGCCAGAAUGAGGAAACAUAAGAAACGCAGCUCUCCCUCUGAAUGCUUCUGGAAAUACUGUGUCUAAAGUACAACGAACAUCUAUGGAUCAACUCAAAACCACCAUCUUAGAAAAUUAAGAAUAAAAAUGCUUGAUCUGAAAACAGUAUAGAAGAGAAACUAGACGAAUUAUACUCUGUUCAUUAUUGUUUGGAAAAUAAAUCUAUGUUUCGCAAAUAUCAUGAGUGGCUAUUUUACUUAUAAACACACCCUAAAAAUCUAUAAUUCUUCUUUCCAUCAAUUUAUCCUUAAAAAAUUCUGAAAAAUUAAAAGUAAAGCUAAUAAACAAAGUAAAUGCUCAGUAAAAGUCAUAAAAUUUUGUUAAACCAUUUCAUUAACUGUAUUAUCUUAGCUACGAUAUCCUCUCGACCCUCAAAAAUGACAUUAAGUUUUUACUUUAAAAAAAUCAGUAUCUCAGUUUGGAAAGCACUCUAAGUGAAGGCUGCCGAAGGGUGAGGGCUGGGAGCUGUCUGCACUCUCGGGUCUGGUGGCGCGCAGAGCCCGUCCCCAAGCCCCAUGCCCAGAGCCCCUGUCCCCAAGCGGGCCAUGGGGCUGGACGCUCGGCAACCUGCACCUCUGCACGCCGAGACCUGCUCCGUCUCGCACCUGUGCGCUCGCGGGUCACGGCUCGCUCGAGCUGGAGAAGCGCCUUCGCCUUCGUAGCCUGCUUCUUGCAGAGUAGAAAGCUGAGCUGGGAUUUAAUUGCAAAACGGAAGAAAAGCCGGGUUAACGUUUAACGAGCACCUACAUGUGUGCACGUUCCCUGGCAGCCUUCGCACGUCUAUGCCAGGGUAGCCUGCUCGGAUGGGCACAGCGCACACACUGUCCGCUCCAAGAACCCGCCUCGGGGACAGCCAGCUUCCAACGACGGCCCUGAGCGUCCCUGCCACCCUGCUGCCGAAGCACCCAGUCCGGGAGAGACGGACGGAAGGGUUGGGCCACGCCCACCUGCCACACGAGACAGCCAUCCUGUCAACACGCACCGGAUGUCUUCAGGAGCGCGGGUCCCACAGAGCCUUCGCUGGCCUCGCUGAACUCACCGAGGUCACCUGCAGGAGAAGACACGUGAGCGCUGCAGGAACACCAGGGCAUCGCCCACGGCCGAAAUGAAACUGCCCUGGGUAGCGACUACUGUGGGUUUACAAGGCCGGGGAGUAGCAGGUGGAAUCCGGGGCGCAUAACACUAAGAUCCCUCCACAUUUCAGUGACGUUCGGCUGUCACCCUCCCAUGUGGGGCUCAGGUCAGACACCAGGCCCCGGGCCCGGCCCCACAGCGCCCGCUGGG
Molecule: messenger RNA, 1935 nt
Organism: Pteropus alecto (black flying fox)
Lineage: Eukaryota; Metazoa; Chordata; Mammalia; Chiroptera; Pteropodidae
Gene: UTS2
Product: urotensin 2
Exons: 4
Coding region: 304-678 (124 amino acids)
Biological process (GO): regulation of blood pressure; blood vessel diameter maintenance
Cellular component (GO): extracellular region
Molecular function (GO): hormone activity
Source: RefSeq, a predicted model, not a curated record